This is a messenger RNA of Spirometra erinaceieuropaei, 8360 nucleotides long. The record is from the annotation of a GenBank genome assembly. NCBI's taxonomy places the organism in Eukaryota, Metazoa, Platyhelminthes, Cestoda, Diphyllobothriidea, Diphyllobothriidae.
AUGAAAGGCCACGUUUAUUUGAAUGGGCCGAAGUGCAGGCGCAGGAGGCAAUACCUCACCAGCCUAACGUGAGAAUCUUUACUCAAUUAGAUCCGACAAUAUAAUGAUACCACGCACUAUUCUCACUUUUCGUACAUCUGCGUUUGAAAAUUCGCUUAUUUCACUUGACGAUUUUCGUGCCACGUGCUCGCUUACGACUUUUUUCGUUCUCCCACGUAAGGGGGAAGUAGGACAGGAAGAGAAAGCUCUCCAACUGCCCUCCUUUAGUAAUUUUCCACCUCUUUAUUGUGGCUAAAGUGCUGCCCUACUCACUUUUUGGUCGUUAUGGCUUGUCUGCUAGCGAGGGGUUGCCAGGAAACUCCCUGGGUACCCCUUGCUUUGAUUGCAUUUCACGCCUUUACAGAUUUUAAUAAAAAAGCAAGGUGUGUGAAAUGUGGCGUUGAUGAGAGGUUAGUGCACGCUUUGGCCAAGUAAUUCAAUGUAUCUAGCUCUUCCUUGCUUUUGGCACUCAUUUCUCACAAAAGACAGAAAUGCACAACAAUAGUCAGCUGAGUUUAUCAGCAACGGUAUUCCUGAUAGUUGGAGCUUACUCACAGACUUGUUACGGUGGUUUGUGACUACCCAGAUUCACAAGUUGAGGUUUAACAACCGCCGCAGCUCGUGGAUGAGGAUUGAAGUGUCUAGGACUGCCGUUCUCCAUUCUUGAAACAAGGCUGGUUAUGUAGUUUUUGCACCCAAGUACAAGACGUCCGCCUGCAUAGCAGCCGACUAAACUGUGCCAGGUGUAGAUUUUAGUCUUGCUAGUGGUUUUCUACCCUCCGCGUCCUCUCACUGUUUGCUCCUUAGUUUGAGCGAUGCUUUCUUAAGGUUUUAAGAGACUGAUCACCACUUUCCAUAAAAAUCUUCAACCGGAGUCAGCUAGCCCGAAUACAGUUUAGUUGCCGAGUUUAUAUAUGGUUGAGGUAGAAUGGAGCAAAUGAAUAUGGUAGAAACCUGAGGUGGCAAACACAGCCUGAAAUGAAUUAUGGAAGUUUCAUCUGGUUCGCGAAUCUGUCUCAUCAGUCGUUGAAUAAUUGUUCAGCGACUUCUGAAUUACGGAAAACGGUGUACUGAAGACAGCCACUCAGGGAGAGAUGUUUUCUCUUAAAGGUGCAAGAACUGCAGAUACAUUGUACAUGUUAAACUGCGAGUGACUGCAGUCUACAUUCUGUCAAGCAAUGCAAUAUCACAAUUGCUUCUAUUGUGGCUUCAGCAUACUUUUAUGUUGUUACAAGAGCAUCCUGUUCGUCACAGAUGGCUUUUGUUGUGGAUAGGAUUGUGUCAGAAAUUUUGGAGUAUUUCUUUCACUCGUGGAAGUAUUAAUGGCGAGGUAAUAAGAGGUCGUACGGGGCAGUAACGUCUGCCUAAAUAACCUCGUUCUUACUUAUCAAAUUGUACCUCUUAUCAUUCGUAUACAGUAUCUAAGGUAUAUCGUGUUAAGACAACAAAUUAAUACUUGCAUUUCCAGAACACUGUGACGGCAUGUUUCCGAUGGCGGCAAAAAGUGAUAAUUCGUGGGUAUGAUAAAUUUUGUCAUUUGCUCCUGUUAAAAGGUGCGUAGCUGGCAGGAAAUCGAACCGCCGUGCGGUAGGCGGUCGUGGCACAGAUCGGGUGCGCGUUCGCUCAUUGAUCAAAGCCUUCUUGCCUCUUCGGUAACGCUACUUGUCCCACUUCAUGGACUAGUCGAUCACUACUACUUUACUUGUACUUGUGACAGCAUGCAUUGUGAUCAAUUCUGCGGACUCCAAGUUCCAGGUUUUCGUAUUUACUGAUACCUGAUACAGCUGUGAUCAUGCCUGAUCUAGCCGGCCUUGAUGCUGUCACGGACUGUACCUCUCCACGCGGGAUUAUCCGCGGCAGCGGUCUGAGCAGCGAGGGAGUUCGAAUCCCGAAGACCCAGGAGCAGCUUCCAUGCUUGAGGUUCUCCUUACAAACAGAUGACAGCAGAGUCGAGGGACGUUGUGCCAGUUGGCACGAAAGGUGUGCAGGCGGGCACUGCAAGAUCAGUGAUACGCUUUAGGUUGGGUUUCGCAUGUCUUCGAUUUUUCUCACCUACACCGUCGCCAGUUAGAGCCGGGUUUCGGACGAGAUGACAUUCUGAAAGAUAUCGCCCUCAGGUCGACGCAGCGCAAAGCGGAUGCAUCUAGUUUGGCGAGUAAGAACGGCAUUGUUGAAGCUUGUGUUUGGAGAGGUGCAUUCAGAGUAUGAGUGCAAGUAUAAUUCAACGAAUAUGUCCUCGAGGUAGCUAUCUUCUGAGCACGUGGGCCAUGUCUCAUACACUCUCGAAGAAUUGUCUUUAUUGUGGCCGCUUCUAUCCGUAACUGGAGUUUAAGAUUGGUCUCCAGCCGGCUCUUGCGGUUCCUAAUAAUUCGGGCAGAAGUGACGCGCGCCUGGUUGAUUUGAUUGAUUGGAUUCUCGUUCAUCUGGUUUGGCAUAGAUCACCAUCCAAAGCAGCAGAGGUUGCCCAUCAAUCCACGAGCUUUACCGCCUGCCGUGAUCGGGCUGAUAUCUUCGACUCCAAAGUCGGAUGCGAUCAACUUUGCUUUGAAUAAGUUGAUUGUAUAUAUCAGUUUGCCUUCAUGCUUAUUUAAGACAAGAAGUACUAAACUUCUACAAAACAAAUCGGCAGUCCUCGCCAGGUACUUUUAGUUCUUCAGCCGUGCUAUCGUCUUAGAAGUCUACCUGAGCUGUAGACCUCAGUCAGAGGAGGAAGACUGAGCCUGCCGAUCCUCCGGAGUGCCGCGUCUGGCCUGCGUACUAUCACCACAACUUUCUUGUAUUUCCUUGUUGAAAUGAAUAGAUCAGGGAAUGGGCAGUCGCACUACUGUCUUCAGCAUCUGAGACAAUUUCUGGAUUUUGCUUAGUUUUACCCCAGAGUUCGUUGCGCUUAUGACGUGCAGAACGCGUAGUUUCAUUAUGCGCGCCUCCUACUAUUCGAAUCUCCACGAAAGGCGCAUCCUUAUUACCAUAAAUCAGUUAGAUAUUGUCAUCAGAGGUAUAAUCCUUGCGACCACGCCUGUUGCUGUUCACUACUUCCUAGUAGACGCUUUGAGCAAUAUGCCUAGGCCUCCACUGAAGAAGCAUCAGCGGUCAUUGUCAUCUGUGUCAGGGGAACGAGGCGGUUGAAAACAUCCGAACAGGAUCGAUCAGUUGCGUUUUUUCACUGAUCGAGCCUUCUCGUCGUCAUAUUAUCUCCUACGAGAGCGUGGUCAUAGCCAUGUUUACUGGCGUUGUCACCGCGCAUUGUGCAGGAAUCUAGUACUGAACUGACCCAGCGUGCUUGGACAAGUUUACAAUCAAUUUGCCUAGGCACUAGUAUAUUUUGGUCCAUGUAUCGUAGACGCUUACCAUUCUGCUGGAGUCGUAGUAUUGGUGGGUUACUUUUCCAAAUGUACGUCAUGCCGCAUCCCGCAUAGGCGCGAAGUCGACCCAAAUUAACCCAAAGCGAGCCCCUCGAAAACGGAGUUGUUCGUUUCAAAAUUUGCAGUGUGAGUUGUCUGUCCGAUCACGAUAGGCAUCAAAGCUCUUUAAUUAAUGGAAAACUCUGAUACCUGGGGUCGAAAUUUCUGCCAACCAGACAAGGUAAAGAAAAAGUCGAGAGUUAGGUCAACGAAGAAUGUGGGACUCUUUUAAUACCUCCGAAAUCUGUAUACAAUCAGACAGAGGGUCCCGCACGAGGUUUUUUAAUGGCCAGCAUUCCACACGGGUAUGGGACAUGAUACCCGUGCUUACGCGUCCGCUUUCUGGGAGCGUUUGAUCGAUUUCGUUUGUAUUAAUUCCCGAAUUUGUUUUUGUAGUCGUGUCUACGGCACACGAUUGGUCAGGAAUACGCGUGGUCAGCAUCGUCUUCCAUGCUCGUUGCCUCAAAGGGCUCGGCCGUAUACUGCGCCCACCUGAAUUUGAAGUUGUCUUGUUGGCAAUCCGGCCCGAACCUAGCUCCGACUGGCAACUAGCUAGCCGUAGGUCUGGGUGUAAAUAAGGGAAGUGAAUCCGCUUGCACCACGGACCCACAGUCUGCAUGUGUGCCAGUCAAUUGGUAUACCAACUAGGUAAACUCUGAUCGGGGGUGUGCCGAUUACAUUUGGAGGGGGGGGGGGGGAGGAUGACUACAUCUGAUACUGGUAAUCUUCGCUGCAACAGGCUCUAGUGGCAUGUUUUUAACUCAACCUGAACUCACCGUUUCUCGGACUUCGCCUAAUUUACCUUAACUGAGAUUCAGAACCAGCUCACAUCGCCGUCAUCUGUUAGUCCUUAUUUCACACCUUUUUUUCUGCCCGGUAAAACUUGGGAUCCGGCCCUCCACCAGCCGACGCUUGUCUUCCCCUGCAGGUUUUCUUGCACUUGCACAUGAUAGAGCUAUGUUUAUGCGUGAUUUGGCCGGCCCGACAAUGUCAUGGAGCGCAUCUCGUCACGACAAUGACAACGAAUCCGGAGGGCUCGAGUUACUCUUCUAACGCCGAAACCAAUUAUUGACGGUUCAAGAACCACGGGCUUUAAGCUGACCUCUUCAAAAGGUCCAGCUGAGUAGGGCAGCAACACUAGACUCAAGAGGCAAAUAACGAACAAUGUGCCUGAAACACCGAAGUUGUCUUUUGAUGGUUUGGUAUAUCCUUGCGACGUUAUGACAGCGAGCGCAGAUUGUCCCAUUGAAGGUUAAUUUAGUGUACUUCACCUGAAGGAUGGCUCUCCAGCAACGGCGGCGGCGAACCGUCUCGAAUUUUCGCUCGUUACACACGCUCAUGGGCCGACGUUCGCAACCAUUCAGGAGAACUGGCUGGACUGAUGACCGGUACAUGUGGAUCUUUAUGAUAAUUGAGACUUCGUGCUGGAUCCAUAGAUACUGUAUAGAAUUGUGAAAGUGUAGACAGCAUCGAUUCGGGAGACGAUGUUAUCCCUGCUCUAUCCAUGUGACGACAACUUCGCUUCGAAGUAUUUGGAACUGUCCGCUUCUUCAAGCUGACAGUCACUACUCAAAAAAGGUACGCUCUCCUUGUCAGAAAUGCAGAGGAGAACAGCUAUGAUCUUACUAGGGUUUAUGAAAAAGCUUACUGGUUUAGGAACGUCAUUCAUCCGUGCUACUGCAUUCUGUAGGUCACCAUAGCUUCACGCUAGCGGUGCGAUGUCAGCGUAGUCGAGGUCAGUCAACCAGCACUCUGGUAAAAAUAUGGCAGUCUAAACCAUGUAGGACCAUUCUGAUAAUUCAGUCAAGGACUGCUGGACAGGAUUAACGUCAGAAUUCAAUCAUUCCGAACGUCAGACUGAAUAUUAAACGGCUGGUGAAGAUUUUUAUGGGCAGAACUGGUGCAGCAGCGGAGCGAUAACAGGCCUUGAUCCCAACAAUGCAUUUUGCUCACCUGCAUUCUAGCAUCGUUGUCCGAAAUAGGGACUCACGACGAACGGAACCGAAGGCUGUGGUAAAGGCAACGCUGCAGUCGGCUGUCGGUUGCUGGCAGCUGGGGUGAAAUUCUAGAAUUAAUUACGACCAGACUGUCUGGUCAGUGCAUUUGCAUCUCUCUUGGAACCCGGUUUAUUUAUGUCUUAUCCUAAAGUCGCGCUUAAUCCGGCACAACAGCUAGUACAUUUUGCGUCACUUCCGCGGCCUAUACCUUGACAGUUUUAUACUUGUCCGUAUUCCUUAGGAUAGAUGUAAGGAAGACUCAGCCCCAGUCAUCAGGAAUGAGCUGAUCUCAAACCUGCUCGAUGACCUCAUGGAGCCUGUAGAAAUUGGAGUCGAUAUGUAGACCAUCCGAGCUGAGACAUCCAAUCGUGGUUGUCAGCAAUAAAACCGUCAGCUACUCGGUGCUAAGAACCUACGAUAGAAUUUUAGUGUCGUUGACGUUUGAGGCCUUUAUAGAAGUUGACCAACUCUGCCUUUCAUUCUGAAUUUGGAGAAAGGGAUCUUCGUGUGCUACCCAGCCCCAUCUGUCUGGUCAGAGAACCAUGAGUUUAUUGCCCUGUUUAGGCUAUGCGUGUGACGCCGAUGCAACGGCAGCUUUGGUGGAGUACCCGCGUCAGAUUAAUGCCUAAAUAAAUCAGUUCAAUGGAGACGUUAAUAAGAAUUCAUGGAGACAAGGACAGAAAAAAUCCGGAAGCAGAGCUUCAAUGCCUCACUCAAAUGACUCGGUAUGAAUUAGGAGAACUGACAGACCCUUGACCUGGAUCUGCAAGUGUGGGACUUAGCCUCGAAAAGUGGAACCACGAGUCUGGAACUAGACGGAGCACGGGAGGUCAGAGAAAAGGGACAAGAACGCAAGAUCAGAAUACCUGUCUUACGUGUCUUCAUCGCCUAGCUAAGGCGCUACUAGACACCAUAUAGGCAACGCCGAGGAAUAUCACCAGCACUGAACAGCACUCUUUCGCCUCCCCUCAUGUGAACACACAUUCUGGACCACACACAUUCUGGGUAUGGCUGGCUGACGACGGCUAAUAAGCCAGAAAUGGCCAUUCCAGUCUCCCUUGUCUUUGUCGGUAAUACUAUUCUGCCUAUAUAUCAUGCGCCGCUGUGCGGCUGCUGGUUGGGCUCGAGAGAGAGUCCAUAAGGCACAACGGAACGAGUGAGUUCCGUAUGAACGAUCGGUGAGCGCCCCCUAACAUUGGACCAGGAUAGUCUCGGAUGAACGCAUCCGCGUCCACUUCUACGCCGCCGAUGCCACUCCUUGGCCGAUUUUGCCUCCAUAACUCACUACACUGUCUUUAGUGUCAACGCGACUUCAGUCCACCCAACCGGACUAAAAAAUUGAUAAAUCACACUGACCCGCCCAGUCCUGCGGUGCCUGUGGCUCCAAUGUAGGAUGCAAUGGAUGGAGCAUCGACCCACAUACAGUGCUCCAAACUACCGCUGACUGCUUCGCCUUAUAGUUAACGCCAGACUGCGCUUGGUUUAAUAUCCACUUGCGCAUAAUUAGAGGAGGAAAAAGGAUGGGCUCGGUCCUGCUGCGGACUUUUUCACAGUGUACCGCAUCUGUCGCAGUAAAAAUAGUGUCUUGGAAGGCUUCUAACUGGCGGCGUAUCUCGAUUCCCUGGACUGAAGGUCAGGCUGAAAUGACUCCUUCUUAAUGUUGUCUUUUGACAACUAUUGCCGACUGAGAGAAACCUGGUUUCUGUGGAGGCACUUGUACUUACGUGAAACCUAUAGGCUGUAACUACCAUAAAUUACGACGGACAGACUGCCACAGGUAUGACUGGCCGCCUGAGAUGAUGCGUUGUUCUUUACCACCUGUACAUUGCUGACACUAACUCGAGAAUGCACUUGUUUACUCCACAAAGUACAUCAACUAGGAGGUCUAGACGGGGAUUGCAUGUCAACCAUGAUCUGUAUUUUUUUGUCUUUCCUGUCUUGCGCCUCGACACUAUAUCGCUGAAUUUCUGGAUAUUCAGUCAAAUUCGUUGAAUGACAAGUCGGGUGGCACUUUCUUGAGUAGUUUAUUUUUCUGGGUCAAUGAUAGGUUGUGCAACCCCACUAGGCCUAGUACGCACAACUGCCUACUACAUUUGUUUUAGUAGCCCCUGUUUAGUCUAUCCGAUCAUAGCUACAGGGAGUCACCCAUUGAAUUUUACCUAGCACACUGAUAUAACCACAAGCACCAAACUGUUUCAGCAUGACCUUUUUAGUGAUAAAUUAUUUGGCAUGAGGUUACUCCCGGUUUUCAUCCCCCUCUUAGUAGUCCGCCUCUUCCUAAAGAGUAGCUAUACCUUUUUGUGUCAUAACUACUUACAAUGCAACGCGUGUUGUAAGGGCCGUCGGCUUUGUUUUGGUUUACUUUACCUAAGUUAGAGCACAAACACUCGGCUUCCUCGAUAUCUGUCUACAAUUUCUGUUUUCGGACGUGUAUGCCGUAACUUAUUUACUUCUUCUAAAUGACUAGCUGAGUCUUUCAGAUGAGACUUCGUGAUUAUUGAACCCCAGCCGCACUUGUAACUUUUCCUCAGUCUCUAACUUCUCACUUUUUCCCAUUUGCCGUAGCUCGGAUCGUGUGAUAUUUACAACCAUCUCGUGUAAAGUGACUGCUGACCAGCACUGUAGACCGACAGUCAUGAAAGUUGCAGUUGAAUUUGGCGGCGGUGCCGAGCUUCUCUUUGGGAACAAGAAGAAACACGAAGUUGAAAUCCCAACGAGUGUAAGAUCUAUGGGACAGUUCCUUCCGUGGAUCCGGGAUAAUAUGUUGCUGGAGAGGCCCGAACUGUUCAUGCAGGGAAACUCAAUCAGACCAGGCAUUUUGGUUCUCAUCAACGACGCCGAUUGGUGCCUCUUUAAUCAGGAUGAUUAUGAAGUAAAGGACGGCGAUGUUAUUUCCUUCAUAUCAACGCUUCAUGGUGGCUAA